CUUCACUCUUUUCAGGUCCUCUCCUAGAUCAGAUGCUGGAAGAGAAAGACCUGGAAGAAGUCCUUGCUCUGGAAAAAGACUGGUUGAAGAACUGAUUCACGUAGGUGCAUAUAUGCAGCGCUCCUCAGUUCCCCACCAACAUAGCAGUGUCUUCUCAGAUAGGAACAAACUGACUUUUAUUUCCUUUUGUCCUGUCUGAGAGCCACUUUUAGGCUUUUCACAAUGUGUGUGUGUGUGUGUGAGAGAGAGAGAGAGAGAGAGAGAGAGAGAGAGAGAGAGAGAGAAUGAGGACUAAAGCCAGAAAGGAUUCUUUCCUGAACAGGAGCUGUAUUGGUCUGUUGCACCAACUUCUUUCAAGGGUAGAAUGCAUAACUUUGGUGGGAUCAUGCCUGACAUUUUACCAAUGGAGAGGGAAGGGAGGGGAGCAUAGGAAUGCAGAGGAGGAGUGGACUAGACAAGAGCCCAAUUAUCUGCAUGGAGGGGGUCCCUAGAACAAAAGGGGUUGUGCGGUUGUGCAAUUUCUUCACCCCUGGGGAAGUCUGAUUCCUGGCACUUAUGAUUGCAGGUACAGCAGACUUUUCCAUUCCUACGUCUCAAGGUGGGAAAUGCAGAAUUUGCCCUAGAAUGAUGGCAUUGUUUUAGCUGCACAUCACUAUUUGCUCAAACUUUAGGAGAUGUCCAUAUGAUACUGUGCCUAAGUAUCUAACGGUUAUCUUUUGCCUGUCUUUUUCUCCAGCAUGCCUUCUAUCGCCAGCCUUCCGAGCGCUAAAGCGGAACUUCCACCCCAGGCGCAUGAUGGGUCCUUCCCAGUCCGCCUCUUGUGCAGGGUGUCCUGCGUGCAACUAGCUGCCUUUCUCCUGGCUGUCCUGGGCUGCCUAAUGAGCAUCUGCUCCACAUCUGCCACCCUUGACUGGAGAGUGUGGCAAGUAGACAAAAUCAUGGGCAGCAACCAGCAGGACGUUGUGGGCAUUGGCAUCUGGGGUGUCUGUUCCGUCAGAAGAGUUACCAUGAAGAAAACCAACAUGAUAUGUAUACCAUUCAAUGAUGAGGAGUCCCUGCCAGCUGAAAUCAUUGUGGCCCAGGACUUGAUGCCAAUGGCCUCAGUGGCCACUGCGGUGACCGUUCUUUGCAUGGCCUUUGCUCUAUGCAACAUCUUUGAGCCAGGAAAAGACGAGAAUUUCAUUGAUACCUUCUUUUCAAUUGGAGGAAGGAUAGAGUUGGCAGCGGGUACUUGUGUAUUGAUUUCCAUUUCAUGGAAUCUUCACUCUGUAUUAACAAACGAAGGAAUUCCGCUUCCGGAGGUUUUGGGAGUGCCUCCGAUUCCCACAGAACAACGUGCUGGAAUGGCCAUCUAUGUUGGGUUUCUUGCUGCAGCUUCGCAGCUGUUAAGCGGAACUCUGGUUCUGGGUGAAAAAUAUUUUUGGAAAAGGAGUGAAAUAAACACUUCCAAGCCAAAAUUUGUAAAUGACCCAGAAAGUGUUACAGACACUGAAAACCCAAAGCUGAGGAUGAAAUACAGACAGUACUUCUCUUCUGUGACACUGGAAUGUGAAGAAGAAAACCCCCCUAUCUGGCGGAGAUGUCAAAAUCAUAUUAAAACGAAAACCAUGCCAGGCUCACUAGCAAUAUGGCUAAUGAAUGGUUCCCGUCCUGUGACUGGCUUUUUUUAACUGGAAGCAGGGGGGACGUUGUGUAUAUUUAUUUUCUUAGGCAUAUUCUGUUGGGGUUUUUUUUUUUUACUGAAUGCUUCUGGGAUGCUUACAACAUAGGGUUAACUAUAAAUGGGGGGAAUAAAUUAAAAGUAUAAAACUGUUAUAUUUACCUUUAGAUAUUUAUGCUAUAUCUCUUUUAGCAAUGAAAAGAAUGUUAUUGCAAACUUAUGCUGGAGUGCUUAUUUCGCUGCAGACUCUACUGUCUAUGGUGCUUUUCAAAUUGCCUGGUUCUAAGCACUGCUGAGUUGAUACCUGCACUGCCCCAUCUGGCCAUCCACAGGGGAGCAACUAAAACUCAGCAUUCUUCUAUAGAGAAAAUUGCCAGAUUCCCCAACUUGAGAUGUCUGAGAUCAGAUGACGAGAUGGAAUGCAAGGAAACCGAACUGUCCAGGAGAGCUGCUUGCUAUCUUCUUCCUGAAGCUUCUCUGACAACUUAUUGAAUGGCUGCCAAUUGAGGUUGCACUGUAGCCUCCCAAGUUUCUCUAAUUUCUUACUCUACAGAAAGCAAUUUGUGAGAGCUUACAGCACUUUCUGCAAGAAAAAUAAACACACUUUUAACAAUGACCUGACCGCUAGAUUUUUUUCCCCAGUGAGAAGAAUAGCUACUGAUUUUUCUUUUAUUGGUAAAGAAAGCUCAGUGUGUGUGCAGGUGAGUGUGCAUAUUGGGCCCCAUUUAUCUUGGCAGGUCUGCAGUUUUGAAAUAUUAAUCAUCUUAAUGCAGAAAAAUAUGAAUCUCUUAAAGUUUUGACUUCACAUAUUUGGCAGCACUAAAUCCACAUUCAGGAUGGGCCGCCUGCUGGAGCUAUUGGAAGUCCCAAUGGAAAAAGAAGGGGGGAAAGAAAUCCAUUAUAAAGUCCCAAUUAAUCUCAACAAUCUCAAGUAUUGAUUUUCCUUUGCCUUUUAUCAAUUUGAACUCCUUGUUUGAGAAUAACUCAUUGCAGGUAAUAGACUGAAAUAACGAAGUCCUACAAGGUUAUAAUUGACAUUAUUUCCUAAAAGGCGUCCAUCAGAAGUUAUUGGCCUAAAAAUGAUUUCCCAGAUACCAUAGAUAAUCUGAUAGUGUUCAACAUGGCCCAUAAGGGGGCAGGAGAGGAAGCCAGAUAUCAGGGGCUAAGAUACUGAGCUUUGAAUAAGAAGAUGCACAGCUCAAAACUCAUUGCUGCCAUUAAAUCGUUAGCUGGCCUUAGGCAAGAUCCCUGCCUCUCUCCACCUUAGCUUUCCUCCAACAAUGCCACCAUAAUGUUACUGAGAUUUCUUCUUUGUUUAAAUCAGGCACAGUUAAUACCCUGGACACGGCCGCCUUAAGCCUUAACAAACGAAGAAAAAAGGGAAGAGAGAGAGAGAACAAGAAAAGAAAAGAAAAAAGAAUAAAAUACAAAGGGAAAAGAAACAUUAGAGACUGAGAAAAGGGGCUACUGAUUUUCAAUCUGCCAGUUACAUAAAAAAAAGAUUAUUUAAGACAGCCAGUCC
This is a messenger RNA of Podarcis lilfordi (Lilford's wall lizard), 3182 nucleotides long. The record is from the annotation of a GenBank genome assembly. NCBI's taxonomy places the organism in Eukaryota, Metazoa, Chordata, Lepidosauria, Squamata, Lacertidae.